AAAAAACACAAGGAGGUGGAUUGUUUUGAUCAAAUAGUCAGAUUAGUUUGUAGACUGCUGUGUUCACUUCAGUAAUGAUGGUUCAUGCUGUUUUUCUACUUUUUCUGUGUGGAGUCCUUUCAGCAGGUGCAGCUGCAAUGAUCCAAACACAGCAGACUGUGCUGGCAGCAGUGGGAGAAGAUGCUGAAUUCAGCUGUCAGCUCUUGGAGACUAAAGAUGUCCUUCAGGUCACAUGGCAGAAAAUCUCAGCUGGUGGAGAGACAAAUGUUGCCACAUACAACAAGUACUUUGGCCAGAGAGUGAAUGACGGCUUUAACGAUAAAGUUGAGUUUAAAUACACUGGACUACAGAACUGCUCCAUAGUCAUCAGGAAUGUGACGAAGCAGGAUGAAGGAUGCUAUCGUUGUCUGUUUAACACUUAUCCUGAAGGAGCCUUUAUUGGUAGAACCUGCCUCCAAGUUUCUGAGCUGCAUGAACCUGUUGUUGAUGUCAGAGAGUCAAACUCUACUAAAGAGUGGGUUGUUUCCUGUUCAGCCACUGGUCGACCUGCUCCCACUAUAACACUCAGUGUCUCACAACAAGACCUCAGCUUCACACAGUACAACACUGUCAAUGUGUCCAACACCAACGCUACAUUCACUGUCACCACUACAGCUGUGCUCUCAGGUUCACUUAAACAGAGCACACAGGUGGGAUGUGCAGCACGAGUGCUCUCUGCUCCUCAGAGAGAGGUUAUGGUGAUGAUUCCUGAGGUCAAACAUACACAUGAUGAUGAUGAUGAUGAGUAUGAUUACACCUGGAUCAUUGUAUCAGCUACAGUAGCAGGACUGAUGGUCUCUGUCUUAGUUGUGGCUGUGGUCAUCGCUGUCCUGCUUAAACAAAAAAAUGAGAAGAGUUUUUAAAUCUUUCUGUCACUCAGGGACCCGGAGAUGGAGAGGACGGCACAAUAAUCAGCAAAUGACAUGCGUAAUGCAGUUUGAUAAUUAUGCGUAUUCUGUGUAUUUAUUCAUCCAUUCUGUGCAAGAUCUAAAUAUAAAUUUUCCUACCUCAGAAAAUUUUCUACAUGUUUAGGAACACAAAGCCACAAACAUCUACACACAGACUAUGAUUAGCAGAUGGUUGCUUGCUAGUUGCUCCCAAACCUGCGUACCUCUUUCAGUGUUAAUGGUUCCUUAUAUUAUUUUAUUUAUGCAUACAAUACUACUUUUUGGAUCAAAGCUUUGAUCAGUUUGUGGUAGAGUAAGAUCCAAAAAGAUAAAUUCCAGUGCUGUUAUUUUUGUCCUAUUGUUUUAACCAUGUUCAGCAGCAUCUCACCACUAGUUCACUACUAAGAAUUUUGGUGUCUUUCCUUUUCAGUUAUUUAAAUAAUUACUUGGCUUGACCCAAAAAACAAAAACAAACUAACAAAAAACGACAAAGUUAAUGAUGACAUAUCAAUUUCAUUGUUUCACUUGCUCUCCAGCAGCUUGUGAGCUGUUUCUUCUUACUAUUUAAGUCGAGAGAGAUUUGAAGUGCAUUAGAAGAGCCUUCCUCAAAUCAUCAGGUCUUCUGAAUAUAUUUUGUUUGAACUCAUUGUUUAAUUGAGCCUUUUCAUGAACAUGGUUUACAGAUUUUAUCAUUGUGCAUGUGUUUCACGCACACACACAGAAGUAUUUUAUAGUUUAUGUGCAAUAAUGCUGUUGACGUUAAUCCGUAAUUUUGUUUUUAAAACGCUAAUAUUGUUUUUGCAUUUUGUAAAAUAUGAAUCAUGUGUUUAUUUGUUUGUAUCCGGAUCAUCAGUUCUUUCCUGUUCACACAGUUUGUGUGGUGACUUUAAAAAAUGAGAAAAUCACACUAAUUGUCACAGUGAACUGACAUGUCAUUACAUAUCGAGUAAAUAAAACAGCAAUAAUCAAAAGCUUAAAGAAGACGAACACAUUUUAUGUUGUUUUUAAUGCAUGUUAAAAUGUUCUUCUUGGGUCUUGGCAAAAUGAAUCAUGCUUAAGAAUAUUUGCUGAAAAUGACUGAAUUCAGAAGAAUUGCAUGAAUAAACUUGGGAAAUGAAACUGCAAGGUGGGUUUAUUAUAAAGUGCUGUAGGUUGUGGUUACAUUAUAGGUAGAUUUGGUCUGCUGUAGGGGAAUCAUUCAUCAUUGUGUGCACAUUUUCUAACAGCAAACCGCUGUUAGAAACGCUGAAAAAUAAGUAAAAGAA
This is a messenger RNA of Haplochromis burtoni (Burton's mouthbrooder), 2191 nucleotides long. RefSeq names its product OX-2 membrane glycoprotein. The record is from RefSeq and is a predicted model, not a curated record. Bases 75 to 902 code for a protein of 275 amino acids. NCBI's taxonomy places the organism in Eukaryota, Metazoa, Chordata, Actinopteri, Cichliformes, Cichlidae. The transcript has 5 exons. Gene Ontology annotation, molecular function: cell-cell adhesion mediator activity.